Molecule: messenger RNA, 1237 nt
Organism: Amborella trichopoda
Lineage: Eukaryota; Viridiplantae; Streptophyta; Magnoliopsida; Amborellales; Amborellaceae
Product: Acyl-CoA N-acyltransferases (NAT) superfamily protein
Biological process (GO): N-terminal protein amino acid acetylation
Cellular component (GO): chloroplast
Molecular function (GO): N-acetyltransferase activity
Source: RefSeq, a predicted model, not a curated record
GAUUCUAGUGGCAAACAAUGUAAGCUGAACAAAAUAUCAGUGAAAUUUUUCGGCGAAGUAAAAGCGCAGCAAUCUCUCUCUCUAAAUCAAUAUCGGAGAGAGAUGCAGACGCUUCCCCUUAGUUCUUACUCUAACCCAAACCCUAACCCUAACCCUAAUUUCCCAUCUUUCUGCAAUUUCAGGAAGGUGUCAUUCCCCCCAAAGCUUGGUUGUUCUCCUUUUCAUCCUCCCAAAACGGCAAUAUGCAGAGCCAGUCACGCUGUUGAUUUGUUCCCAUCCAUAUGCCCGGAUGUAGUCGUUCGAGAAGCUCGGGUUGACGACUGUUGGGAAGUGGCUGAGACCCAUUGCAAUGCCUUCUUCCCUAGCUAUUCUUUUCCGUUAGAUUUGAUGUUGAGGAUUGAUCGAUUAAUAGCAUUGUUAUCAGGGUUCUCAGCGCCAGUUGGUUGUAUAAGGAAGUGUUUGGUUGCUGAUAUCGAGAAUCCAAUGGAAGGGAACCAAUUGUUAGCAGCUUCAGAUUAUAAUAUUUCCGGCUUCGAAGGGAAAUUUGGGUUCAACAGAGGCUCUGUUACUGGAAUUUUAACAGUUGAUACAGUGGGUGAUUUCCUACCAAGAAAAGGACCCCAGAGAAGGACUGGGAUUGCAUACAUAUCAAACGUUGCAGUGCAGCACACCCAUCGUCGAAAGGGUAUCGCCAAGAGGCUAGUUAUUGAGGCCGAGGCCCAAGCCAGGAGCUGGGGAUGUCGUGCCAUCACUCUCCACUGUGAGACUAACAACCCUGCCGCCUUGGCCCUAUACAAGGGCCAGGGCUUCAAGUGCAUAAGGGUUCCAAAUGGGGCUAAGUGGCCUGAACCCAAAUCCACACCAGGCUCCCAGUUCCACUUCAUGAUGAAGCUUUUAAAGAAAACUGAGACCCAAAAAUGCUUUUCUUGCCGAGUUUGAAAUUCACAGGCUUACCUAUCAACCAUUUUUACAAACCAACCCUAUCACCAUGAGUAAUACUCUUUUGAGUUAGCCCACCUGGUUGUUAGAGAAGAUUCAUGAGAAGUGUGGGGAUGAAAGAUAGGUUGGUGAGAUGGUUUGCUAUGAACCAUUGCAUUGUGUCAAUAUCAGAGAUAUGUACAAGGUGAAGUGUUACUUGUAACUGUAUAGAUCUUAAUUGCUUCAGCAUCUCAAAAGAUAGUUGUUUGUGUUGACCAUGACUAAGCUUGUUGUAAACAAAUAUGUGGAUGAGAAUUGA